Myotis davidii is the source of this 1761-nucleotide messenger RNA. RefSeq names its product macrophage stimulating 1 (gene MST1). The record is from RefSeq and is a predicted model, not a curated record. Lineage: Eukaryota; Metazoa; Chordata; Mammalia; Chiroptera; Vespertilionidae. Bases 56 to 1690 code for a protein of 544 amino acids. Gene Ontology annotation, biological process: proteolysis. The transcript has 15 exons. Gene Ontology annotation, molecular function: serine-type endopeptidase activity.
CACAAUUUCCCGGACGGGGCUGCGCUGGGUCACAGUGCAGCCUCCAGCUGGGAGGAUGGGGUGGCUGCCACUCCUGCUCCUUCUGCUGCAGUGCCCAUGGGCUCCUGGGCAGCGCUCACCUUUAAACGACUUCCAGGCGCUCCGGGGCACAGAGCUGCAGUACCUGCUGCACGCGGCGGGGCCCGGGCCGUGGCAAGAGGACGUGGCGGGUGCCGAGGAGUGUGCAGGGCGCUGUGAGCGCCUGCUGGACUGCAGGGCCUUCCACUACAACAUGAGCAGCCACGGCUGCCAGCUGUUGCCGUGGACCCAGGACUCGCCCAACACGCGGCUGCAGCGUUCAGGGCGCUGUGACCUUUACCAGAAGAAAGACUAUGUGCGGGACUGUAUCAUGGACAAUGGGAUCAAGUACCGGGGCACCAAGGCCACCACCAGGAGUGGCCUAACCUGCCAGCGCUGGAGCCACAGGCACCCCAAUGACCACAAGUACAUGCCCACACCCAAGAAUGGCUUGGAGGAGAAUUUCUGCCGCAACCCCGACGGCGACCCCAGAGGCCCCUGGUGCUACACGACAGACCCCGCUGUGCGCUUUCAGAGCUGCGGCAUCAAGUCCUGCCGCGAGGCCACUUGCGUUUCGUGCAACGGUGAGAAUUACCGCGGCGCAGUGGACCCACCCCAACCCCCUGAUUGUCGGCCCUCCUUGAGCCCGACUCGCCUGCCCGCUGCAGACUGUUACUACGGCACCGGGGAGCAGUACCGCGGCUCGGUCAGCAAGACGCGGAAGGGCGUCCCGUGCCAGCUCUGGUCCGCGGACGCGCCGCACAAGUCGCAGUUCACUCCUACCUCCGCCCCCCACGCGCACCUGGAGAAGAACUUCUGCAGGAACCCCGACGGGGACAGCCACGGGCCCUGGUGCUACACCACCGACGCGAGGAUUCCCUUCGACUACUGUGCGCUGCGUGGCAAGAGGGUGCCCCGCCAGGACGAGCGUCUCUUCAGACUGCGUGUGGUGGGGGGCCAGCCUGGGAACUCACCCUGGACAGUCAGCCUGCGCAACCGGCACGGCCAGCACUUCUGUGGGGGCUCCCUGGUGAAGGAGCAGUGGGUGCUGACUUCCCAGCAGUGCUUCCCCUCCUGCCAUGAGCCUCUCGUGGGCUAUGAGGUGUGGCUGGGCACCAUGUUCCAGAACCCGCAGCCCCAGGAGCCAGGCCUGCAGCGGGUCCCAGUGGCCAAAAUGGUGUGCGGGCCCUCGGACUCCCAGCUGCUUCUGCUCAAGCUGGAGAGACCCGUCACCCUGAACCAGCGCGUGGCCCUGAUCUGCUUACCCCCCAAGCAGUACGUGGUGCCUCCGGGGACCAAGUGUGAGAUUGCAGGCUGGGGCGAGACCAGAGGAACAGGGAACAACUCGGUCCUCAACGUGGCUCCGCUGACCGUCAUCUCCAACCAGGAGUGCAACGUCAAGUACCGCGGGCGUGUGCAGGAGAACGAGCUGUGCACCCAGGGGCUGCUGGCCCCUGUGGGUGCCUGUGAGGGCGACUACGGGGGCCCGCUUGCCUGCUUCACCCAUGACUGCUGGGUCCUGGAGGGACUUAUAAUCCCCAACCGCGUGUGCGCACGGCCCCGCUGGCCAGCCGUCUUCGUUCGCGUCUCUGUGUUUGUGGACUGGAUUUACAAGGUCAUGCGGCUGGGCUAGGCCCGGCCUUGGUCCCCCCUGUACCGGGGGCACGGAGUUCCUGUGGGACAUAAAGGCGCCUUUCCUCCUCA